Cannabis sativa is the source of this 912-nucleotide messenger RNA. RefSeq lists its product as uncharacterized. Bases 1 to 912 code for a protein of 303 amino acids. The record is from RefSeq and is a predicted model, not a curated record. NCBI's taxonomy places the organism in Eukaryota, Viridiplantae, Streptophyta, Magnoliopsida, Rosales, Cannabaceae. The transcript has 2 exons.
AUGUCGAGCGAAAACCAAGCUGAAACUCAAAUGGAGGGUGAAGAUCAAACACCUAGAACUGCAAGAAGUCCUUCAGCUUCAAUUGGAAAUGGGAAUCAAGAAUUACAGUUCAUCAACUCAAAGAAUCCCCUUGAAGAUCCAACGAACCCAUACUAUAUUCAUCACAGAGAUAAUCCAGUGUCCAAAGAGAUCUCUUCUAGCAUCCUAUACGAUGAAUCGGCUGCCAACAUCUGGACUGAUCUCAAAGUGCGUUUCCAUCAAAGAAAUGGGCCACAUAUCUACAACCUAAGGAAGAAUCUAAUGAAUCUUAAACAAGAAACUCUCACCAUUGGUAUGUACUUUACCAAGUUAAAAACUGUUUGGGAAGAAUUAGCAAAUUACAGACCAAGCUGUACCUGCAAUGGUUGUACCUGUGGAGGAGUUAAGAAACUCCAAGAUCAUCACCACAUGGAGUAUAUUAUGUCCUUCUUAAUGGGACUGUCUGAUAAAUUCUCUCAGGUUCGUGGAAGUAUACUCUUGAUGGAUCCUCUACCAGAAAUCAAUCGGGUUUUCCACCUGGUUACUCAAGAAGAAAAUCAAAAAGGAAAUGUUGCAGCAGAAAAUAACCCGAACACCAGCCAUGCCUUUGCUUUCCAAGGUGACAAGAACAAUAAAUCAGAUCAUCAAAAGUCUCAAGCACCGAAGAAAGGGAGGCCCUUCUGUACUCAUUGUAACAUCCACGGUCAUACUAUAGAGAGAUGUUACAAGAUUCAUGGAUAUCCUCCAGGGUACAAUAAAAAUAAAUCAAAAGAUGCAGUGGCAAACCAGAUCCAAUCUAAUGAAGAAACCAGUGUCAAGAAUAAGGAUUCCCACACUCUUUUGCCUCAACUAAGUGCCAUCCAAUAUCAGCAACUCCUCAAUUUUCCUUGCUAA